Drosophila willistoni is the source of this 1004-nucleotide messenger RNA. Its product is annotated as telomere-binding protein cav. Bases 74 to 841 code for a protein of 255 amino acids. The transcript has 2 exons. The record is from RefSeq and is a predicted model, not a curated record. Lineage: Eukaryota; Metazoa; Arthropoda; Insecta; Diptera; Drosophilidae.
AGUGCACAAUCUCAGUCAAGCUGUCAACACGUGAAAUAUUUAAAGAAAUUUUGUGUAAAGUUUUGAAUGCGAAAUGUCGCUUUUGGAUUCAUGGGAGAUUCUUCGACUCCACCAGGAGGAGGAAGAAAGUUUAAUCUUGAGUAAGGCCACUGAUGAUAACCUGGAAUUCGUACGCCAUAUAAUUGAGAAGACAAAAGUGACCGAGGAAGAUUUAAGACGCGAGUAUACCCCGGAAGAGGAACGGCAGCUCUGCCUGCGGACCAAAGUACGGGUGAAUAUGGCGUACGUCAAUUGCGUAUACGAUGCCAAAAAGCGGUUGGACGCAAAGGGAAGCCUGACCAACAAAUCCUAUCGUUUCGUUAAUGCAAUGUUGAUCAAGGCCAUCAAGCGUCACAUGGUAGUGCCCUAUCCGGACGAUGUUGUCGCUAGACAUCAGUAUAUUAAUCAUUGCGAGCUCAAAAAAGAUAACAAUUUGCGGCUUGAUCGUUGGAAGAAACAGCUGGAGCGUCAGAAGCUUUUGGAGAAUCCACCUAAAACCGAGCCAGGAGAUGUUAAUUCGUCUAUUAUUGAACUAUAUGACGUAGAUGGCAUUGGCGAUGAUGAUAAUACGCAAGAAGCAGGUGUUCAGGCGGCGCCUUUGCCCCAAAAGAACCAGCAAACUGACUGGCUUCUUGCCAUCGAUGAGAUCAAUUCGGAAUCCAUGACUCUAUGUGAUUCCAAUUAUUCGCUUCAGUCUCAGAUCUUAAGCCAAAGCGAUGGCAUGGCUGCCGAUUACGCAACAUUUAAUACUCAGGUUCCAGCCAGUUCUACUCAGGAUUCGGAGGCCGAUAAGUUGCUGUAAUUCUCCAAAGAGAAGAUACAAAUACUAGAUAUUAGAUACAUCAUAUGGAGUUUGGUUCGUAAUUGGAAUAGGAUUAAAACAUUUUAUACCAUUAUAAUUAAUAAGAUAAUGCUUCAAAUCCAUUAAUUAAACAUGUUCAGAAAAACCUUUUUUUAAGUUAAAA